This is a messenger RNA of Gracilinanus agilis (Agile Gracile Mouse Opossum), 844 nucleotides long. RefSeq names its product carboxypeptidase A5-like. The record is from RefSeq and is a predicted model, not a curated record. Lineage: Eukaryota; Metazoa; Chordata; Mammalia; Didelphimorphia; Didelphidae. The annotation marks the transcript as partial. Gene Ontology annotation, molecular function: zinc ion binding; metallocarboxypeptidase activity. The transcript has 8 exons. Gene Ontology annotation, biological process: proteolysis.
AGAAGGAUGCUCCACGGGACCGCCCGAGACAGUGGCCCCGCUCCGCUCCGGCUCGCCAUGAGGGCCGUCCUGGUCCUGAGCUUCCUCCUGGCGACCACCUGGAGUCAGAUGAUGUUCAGUGGAGACCAGGUUCUUCGUGUCAAGGCCAAGGACGAGAAGGAGCUCCAGUUACUGAGGAAUCUGAAGGACUCAGAUUACCUGAAGAUUGAUUUCUGGCAUUCUCCAGCAAGACCCAGCCUCCCUGUGGAUAUGAGAGUUCCUUUUGCUAACCUGAAAAUUGUCAAAAACUACCUGAAUUCCACUGGCAUGUCUUAUACCAUCAUGAUAGAGGAUGUCCAGGUGCUCUUGGAUGAGGAACGCAAAGGCAUGUCGGCGUCUCAGAGGACAGAGAGGAGCACCAGUGGCUUCAGGUACAACUCUUACCACACGAUCCAGGAGAUCUACACCUGGAUGGACAACUUUGUGGCUGAGCAUUCGGACCUGGUCUCGAAAAUUAUGAUUGGCCAAACCUUCGAAAAGCGGUCCAUUUUUGUGCUGAAGUUCAGCACCGGGAAUAAGACCCGGCCGGCUGUCUGGAUCGACACCGGCAUUCACGCGCGGGAGUGGAUCACCCAGGCCACUGGAGUGUGGACAGCCAUGAAGAUCGCCAUGGAUUAUGGGGAAGAGCCGGUGCUCACCGAAGUCUUGAACCACAUGGACAUCUUCCUGGAAGUCAUCACCAACCCUGAUGGGUUUGCCUAUACCCAAAACAUGAACCGUCUGUGGCGCAAGAACAGAGCUUCCAAUUCCAAUUCCACUUGCAAGGGGGUAGAUCCCAACAGGAACUGGGAGACCGGCUUUGGAG